Nannospalax galili (Upper Galilee mountains blind mole rat) is the source of this 3970-nucleotide messenger RNA. RefSeq names its product collagen type XXVIII alpha 1 chain (gene Col28a1). Gene Ontology annotation, molecular function: serine-type endopeptidase inhibitor activity. Lineage: Eukaryota; Metazoa; Chordata; Mammalia; Rodentia; Spalacidae. The record is from RefSeq and is a predicted model, not a curated record. The coding region runs from base 33 to 3446 and encodes 1137 amino acids. The transcript has 35 exons.
UACCAGUAGAUGAACUUUCACCAUCUACCAUAAUGAGGAAAAGAGAUUUUAUCUUCAGUCUCCUGCUCUUGCCAGCUUUUAUGAGUCAAGCAGUAAAUGGACAAAGAAAGAAAGGAUCAAAGCCAAAUAUACUUGCAAGGAAAAACGAGUUCCGGGACUCCAUCUGCUUCAUUGAUGUUGUCUUCAUCGUGGAUAGCUCUGAAAGCUCUAAAAUUGCCCUCUUUGAUAAUCAGAAAGAUUUUGUGGACAGUUUGAGUGAUAAAAUUUUCCAGUUGACUCCUGGUCAUUCAUUGAAAUAUGACAUCAAACUGGCAGCACUUCAGUUUAGCAGCACUGUCCAGAUUGAUCCACCUUUUUCUUCUUGGAAAGAUCUAUGGACAUUUAAGCAGAAGGUCAAGUCUUUGAAUUUAAUUGGGCAAGGCACCUUCUCUUAUUAUGCCAUCUCCAAUGCCACUAAGCUCCUUAAGAGAGAAGGACGUAAAGAUGGUGUGAAAGUGGCUUUGCUGAUGACUGAUGGCCUCGAUCAUCCCAAGAGUCCAGAUGUUCAAAGUAUUUCUGAAGAUGCUAGAAUUUCAGGAAUAUCAUUUAUCACCAUUGGACUUUCUACUGUGGUCAAUGAAGCCAAACUUCGUCUGAUAUCUGGGGAUUCAUUGAGUGAGCCCAUUCUACUGUUGAGUGAUCCAACCCUUGUAGAUAAAAUUUGGAAUCGCCUGGAUAUCUUAUUUGAAAAGAAGUGUGAACACAAGAUCUGUGAAUGUGAGAAAGGAGAUCCAGGUGACCCAGGGCCUCCUGGUACACAUGGAAACCCAGGUAUCAAAGGUGAGCGGGGACCCAAAGGAAAUCCGGGUGAUGCUCAGAAAGGAGAAACUGGAGAAAGAGGUCCUGGGGGAAUUCCUGGGUAUAAGGGUGACAAGGGUGAACGUGGAGAAUGUGGAAAACCAGGAAUGAAAGGUGACAAAGGAUCUCCAGGGCCAUAUGGACCAAAGGGACCCAGGGGACUUCAGGGCAUUGGUGGACCUCCAGGGGACCCAGGCCCAAAGGGAUUUCAAGGCAAUAAGGGUGAGCCAGGUCCUCCUGGUCCUUAUGGCCCUCCAGGAGCUCCUGGUAUUGGACAACAAGGUGUCAAGGGAGAAAGAGGCCAAGAAGGAAGAACAGGAGCUCCAGGACCAAUUGGAGUUGGUGAACCUGGACAGCCAGGUCCCCGUGGUCCUGAGGGAGCUCCAGGAGAAAGGGGCUUACCUGGAGAAGGAGUUCCAGGGCCAAAGGGUGAAAAGGGCUCUGAAGGACCAACUGGCCCACAAGGACUACAAGGCCUGUCAAUCAAAGGGGAUAAGGGGGAUUUGGGACCUGUGGGACCCCAAGGACCAGUGGGUAUCCCAGGCAUUGGAAGUCAAGGUGAGCAGGGAAUCCAAGGUCCUAUUGGUCCACCUGGUCCACAAGGACCCCCAGGACAAGGCUCACCUGGUUCCAAGGGAGAAGUAGGCCAGAUGGGACCUACAGGCCCUAGAGGACCAAUGGGCGUUGGAGUACAGGGUCCAAAGGGGGAGCCAGGAACAGUGGGUCUCCCGGGCCAACAAGGAGCGCCUGGAGAAGAUGGAGCUGCAGGAAAGAAGGGAGAAGCAGGGCUUCCAGGAACACGAGGCCCAGAAGGACCACCUGGGAAAGGACAACCCGGCCCUAAGGGUGAUGAAGGAAAGAAAGGGAGCAAAGGGAAUCAAGGACAGAGGGGAUUUCCAGGGCCUGAAGGGCCCAAGGGAGAACAGGGCAUUAUGGGCCCAUUUGGAAUGCCUGGAGCAUCAAUUCCUGGACCAUCUGGGCCAAAGGGAGAUAGAGGAGGACCUGGGAUGCCUGGAUUUAAAGGAGAACCUGGACUUUCUAUUCGAGGACCAAAGGGUGCCCUGGGUCCUCGGGGACCGGUGGGUGCACCAGGACUCAAAGGUGAUGGCUAUCCUGGCAUGGCUGGACCUCGAGGAUUGCCAGGACCCCCUGGACCAAUGGGUUUACGUGGUGUGGGAGACACUGGAGCAAAGGGAGAACCUGGGGUCAGAGGUCCUCCAGGGCCCUCUGGACCUCGUGGAGUUGGAACCCAAGGGCCAAAGGGUAAUAUUGGGCAAAAAGGCUUGCCUGGCCCUCCUGGUCCCCCUGGCUAUGGAUCCCAAGGAAUUAAAGGGGAACAAGGACCUCAAGGUUUUCCAGGGCCAAAGGGUAUGAUGGGCCAUGGUCUCCCAGGUCAGAAGGGAGAGCAUGGAGAACGUGGUGAUAUGGGAAAGAAAGGUGAAAAGGGGGAAACUGGAGAGCCCGGGUCUCCAGGAAAACAGGGGUUACAAGGACCAAAAGGAGACCUAGGACUUACAAAAGAAGAAAUUAUCAAACUUAUUAUUGAAAUAUGUGGAUGUGGGCCCAAAUGCAAAGAAACUCCACUGGAGUUGGUUUUUGUGAUUGACAGUUCAGAAAGUGUGGGACCAGAGAACUUUGAGAUCAUCCAAAAUUUUGUGAAGACUCUGGCUGACCGGGUGGCACUGGACCUUGCUACGGCUCGCAUAGGCAUAAUCAACUACAGCCACAAAGUGGAGAAGGUGGCUAGCCUGAAGCAGUUCUCCAGCAAGGAUGACUUCAAGUUAGUGGUAGACAACAUGCAGUAUCUGGGAGAAGGCACCUACACAGCUACUGCCCUUCAAGCAGCCAAUGACAUGUUCAAGGAGGCAAGGCCAGGUGUGAAGAAGGUGGCCUUGGUGAUCACCGAUGGACAGACAGAUUCUCGGGAUAAAAAGAAACUGGUAGACGUGGUGAAGGAUGCCAAUGAUUCCAAAGUGGAGAUCUUUGUGAUUGGGGUAGUGAAGAGAGAUGACCCCAACUUUGAAAUGUUCCACAAAGAAAUGAAUCUCAUUGCUACUGACCCAGAGCACGUUUAUCAAUUUGAUGACUUCUUUACCCUACAAGAUACUCUGAAGCAAAAGUUGUCUAAAAAAAUUUGUGAGGAUUUUGAUUCCUAUCUCAUUCAAGUAUUUGGAUCAUCAUCCCUCCAGCCUGAAUUUGGGAUGCAGGGGCAAGAGCUCAGUACACCCACUCCAGAACCUAUGAAUGAAAUUUCUGAGUCGGUCAGUGUCUCCAGAGGCCAGGAUGCAGAAAAUGAGCCUGUGGUGACUGGGGCUGUCAUUAUGUCGCCUGAGGGCACUAGCACCCUUGAACCAUUGCUCAGCAGCCCUGAGGGAGUAGAAACCAGAACUCCAAGUCCUGGUUUGAUUUUACAGUCAGAAAAUAUGCUGUACAAAGAUCCUAGAUGUUUGGAAGCCUUGAAGCCUGGAAACUGUGCAGAAUAUGUGGUUCGAUGGUAUUAUGACAAACAGGUCAACUCUUGUGCACGGUUUUGGUUCAGUGGCUGCAAUGGCUCAGCAAAUCGAUUCAACAGUGAAAAGGAAUGCCAAGAAAUCUGCACCAAAAGAUGAGCAAACUUGCAACUCUCAUUCCAGUUAAACGACACCAAAACUCAAGAAGAGGGAUCUGGAAAAAUAGCCAUGCCAGAAGAAAUAAUAUGACAGUUUUCUGUGGUAUAAUUAACAUCUUAUUUUUUUAAAAUUGCAUGCUAAUAAAGAAUACCUGUAACACACUUGACAAUUUAAGAACAGAAUGAGAAAAACAGCAGUGAAUAUAUUUACCCAGAGAACAGACCAAACUGUUGGUUCUGUAGAAGCCCCUGUGCACCCUGCUCACCACCUUCUAUGCCAGAGUUAUCUCACUUUGAACUUUGUGUUGCGAUGGGCUUCUGUACCUAAUUUUACAUGUAACACUAUAUACAUCUUUAUGGAUGUCUAAAUAAUAUAUAUUUAGCUUUAGAUAUCUUAUAACUUUGUAAGAAUAGUCCUGUAUUCUAGCUGUCUGUGACCUAAUAUUUACAUUCAACAUCUUAAUUCAUGUUUUACCAUAUAUAAAUACGUUCCUAAAUAAUUUGUUAUUUAGAUGUUGGUGUUUU